This is a messenger RNA of Coffea eugenioides, 852 nucleotides long. Its product is annotated as ubiquitin domain-containing protein 7SL RNA1-like. Gene Ontology annotation, cellular component: cytosol; nucleoplasm. Gene Ontology annotation, molecular function: polyubiquitin modification-dependent protein binding; proteasome binding; ubiquitin binding. The record is from RefSeq and is a predicted model, not a curated record. The transcript has a single exon. The coding region runs from base 1 to 852 and encodes 283 amino acids. Lineage: Eukaryota; Viridiplantae; Streptophyta; Magnoliopsida; Gentianales; Rubiaceae. Gene Ontology annotation, biological process: proteasome-mediated ubiquitin-dependent protein catabolic process.
AUGGAUUUGAUCUUUCAACCCACAAGAGGCAGGUCAUUCUCCAUUGAAAUAGGUUAUUUUGAUACCGUGCUUGAGAUCAAAGAGAAGAUCCAAAAGCACCAAGGAAUCCCCAUUUCUAAACAAUCCUUAAUCUUCAAUGGCGACGUUCUCAAUGAUGAACUCAAUGUCCACUCCUCAGAAAUCCUUGAUCGCUCUUGCAUUCAACUUGUCGUGGCUUCUGAUCCCGAAAAACUUAAUACUAAUAAUACUUGUGCUACUAACAAUGUUGUUAAAUUGGAACACGAGUUUUCAUUGUCGCCCUCCUCCAAGAAAAUCCAGCUUCUCGUCAAGAUGCCAGCGUCCAAACUUGGUGUUGCGGUGGAGAUGGACGUCAAUGACAGUAUCAGAAGGCUGAAAGAGAAGAUUCAUGAGAUGGAAGGCAUUCCGGUUGGCAGGUUAAUCAUUCAUGCAGGAGCAGGCGGUGUUGAAUUGCAAGAUCAUCGAAGUCUAGUUGAAUGUGAGCUUUUUGAUCACUCAGAAAUUGAUGUUAGUAUUAGGCCAUCAUCGUCUACGACUUCAUCAGGAUCGUCGGUGGGGAAUUCCAGUGGAUCGAAGAAGAUGAAGAUUAUGGUCUUGACAAAGUGCGGAACGAGGAAGAUCCCUGUGGAAGUGAGCCCUUCUGAUAAUGUUGGACAACUCAGAAACGAGCUUCAAAAGUUAAACCACAACCUGGAUUUGAAUCUUCCACAAGAAGGAUAUUUCUUCAUUUACAAACAAAAUGUGAUGGAUGAUGAUCGAUCAUUUAGAUGGCACCAUGUCGUUCAAGGAGAUACCAUUGAGAUCUUCAAUGGGAGCAUUUCAGGUGGAUUGUGA